AUGAGCCGCUGCGUAAUCGUCAUCAACAACGGCCAACCCGGUCACGGUCAUCCGGUCUCGGUAGUCAAUGACUACAUAACGAGUCCUCCAACAGACAUCAACAGGCUCAAGUUCAAGCAUAUCCCCAUUUUACAUUCCUUCCUGCGGCGUCAUAAAAUCACAAGAAAAUACCUGCCGCAUGUCGACAAAUUGCGACCAAUACAGCAAGUCAAUCUCGCGAUCUUCGGUUACCACAUGGAGGUGUUGGAAGACCUAGCCGAUCGCUUGGAAAGGGGUCAAGGCAUAUCGAGGCAACAGCAGGCCUUCAUCAACAGCAUCGCAUCGGGCGGCGGCAACGGUCCAUACUGGGCGUGGUUCAUGGAGUUGAAAUGCGCGGUCGAGUUGGUUGAAUUGACGGUGUAA
Fusarium proliferatum ET1 is the source of this 402-nucleotide messenger RNA. RefSeq lists its product as uncharacterized. The transcript is spliced from 2 exons. NCBI's taxonomy places the organism in Eukaryota, Fungi, Ascomycota, Sordariomycetes, Hypocreales, Nectriaceae. The record is from RefSeq and is a predicted model, not a curated record. Bases 1 to 402 code for a protein of 133 amino acids.